CACCAACUGCGAAAAACUGUUACGCUGGUAGUUCGUUAGGUCAGCCAAUUGUAGUCCCGAUUCCAUCCUUAAAGCCUCAACAGUCAAAACAUCUGCCUCCAAAACCCGAAAAACAAACAGCGAAAAAAUGGAGGCUGCAAACAAAAUUGGAGCACUGGCAACGAGAUUAAUUGACAAUAAAACGGCGAUAAACGUGUUCCUGGGCGGAUCGUUCUUGGCACUGGGCGUGAGAUCGUUGAACCAACAAAAAGACAUCGAAGCCCUAGAAGCAGAAAAGGAAUCGCUCAUCAAGUCCAACAAGGCCAUAAGGGAGGCCAUGUGGAACUGGAAACAGCAGCUGUUCGCCGAAGCCACCGCCGCCGCAGAUAACGCUCUUGUUCCUCUAUCCAAACUCAAGGCUAUUUACGGCGAAGCCUCUACUCCUCAAUCUGGAGAUGCAGGGAAGGAAGAUGUGAAAUCACCUGCUUCUAGAUUUGUAGUCUGAACAUUUGAUACUUCUUGAAGAUACAAGUAUUGCAUGGUAGAUUGCAUAUAAGAAAAAUUUCAGGCGAGAUGAAAAAGCACUUGGGAUACAUCUUAACUCCACCUUAACCGGCAUUCAGAACGGAACACAGGCAUGGGGUAGAGUAAUAAUCCUUCUGUGGGACUCUGCAAAGAUGCAAAGAACCUCAGUUUUUCUUGUUCUUGCAAGAACCUUGAUGAUGGGGUGAUUCAGUUUCUUACCGAGACUGUUCUUGAAAAUGGUAAAAAGUAUUGAUGAACUUUUUUUUAGUCUGAAACGUGUGGUAAGUUAUAGGUAGAGUGAUUUCUUUGAUGUUGUUCCAACAAUUUUGUGGUUUAAGAGAGUUGCACAUUAUGUUUAGAUAA
Molecule: messenger RNA, 867 nt
Organism: Carica papaya (papaya)
Lineage: Eukaryota; Viridiplantae; Streptophyta; Magnoliopsida; Brassicales; Caricaceae
Cellular component (GO): mitochondrion
Source: RefSeq, a predicted model, not a curated record